Messenger RNA from Aplosporella prunicola CBS 121167, 1050 nucleotides. RefSeq lists its product as uncharacterized. Bases 1 to 1050 code for a protein of 349 amino acids. The transcript has 3 exons. The record is from RefSeq and is a predicted model, not a curated record. Lineage: Eukaryota; Fungi; Ascomycota; Dothideomycetes; Botryosphaeriales; Aplosporellaceae.
AUGGCUUCCUCGCUGAAAAACCUCUGGGGUCGCGUCGCCGGCGCCUCCUCCACCGAACUCCCUGAAGGCUUCACCAAAGCCCCCAAGGACCAACUCUUCCCCGCGACCAAUCCCGCUGUCGAUGGCGAAGAUUGCCUUCAUGAUUGCGAGACUUGCACUAUAAAAUACCCCAAGAAAUGGAGCAUCGACGAGGACGCCGAUAUGUAUGGCCACAUUGAGGGCUGGCAGACGCACUUGGUCGUCGCGACCGGCAAGACUGACUGGGUUAGGGACGUGGCGGAUGAAGCUGGCAGUAUCAUGCAGGCUGUGGAGAAGAGCAAAGUCAAGCCAGCAAAUGGCAAAAUGAUGAUAUCCGCCUCCAACAUGCCCGUUCCAGACCACGACCCGCUGCCCGAGGGCGCAGAAGUCCCGACGACUGUCUUGCUCCUCCCCUCCUUCACCGUCCUCGACAACGUCACGCCCUCCAGCGUCCCGGGCCUCAUAACCAACUACGUCAACACCUCGCCCACCAACACCAUGCCGCUGAACCACAGCGCUCUCCCCGCCGCCCCCGAGCAAGCCGCAUCUAUCCCCUCGUCACUGAAACCCCGCAACUGCCCCCACGACUACAUCAUCAUGCUGUGCAGCCACAAGACGCGCGACGCGCGCUGCGGACAAUCGGCGCCGCUGCUGCGUCGCGAGUUCGAGCGGCAGCUGCGGCCUCUCGGCCUGUACCGCGACCUGCACGACGAGCGUCCCGGUGGAGUCGGUAUAUACUUCAUCAACCAUGUCGGCGGGCACAAGUUUGCUGCCAACGUGUUGAUAUAUCGGAGGGUUGGGAGCGCAGGCGUUGUUGCGCCGCCACCGGCUGAGCAGCCGGACGGGGAGACAAAUGGCGAGGCAAAUGGCGAGACGAAUCGCGAGGCCGCGCAGUGUAUUUGGCUGGGUAGGGUCAGGCCAUCUGACUGUGAGAACCUGGUCAAGUACACAUUAUUGCAGGGCAAACUUGUGAAGCCAGGCAGUCAGUUGAGAGGAGGUUUUGAUAGAGGAAGACAGCUUGUCAGCUGGUAG